ACCAGCCGGGACACCGAGGGCAGUGCGGGCGGCCGGGUUCCCGCUGCGGGGUGCUGCCCGAGUGGCCGGCCGACCGAGGGCGUGGGCCGCGCGCUGGCCACCUGGGCUCCCGGGGAGCUGAGCUGUCGCCGGCCCUCGAGCACGCCGGGUCGGCUUGGCGGGCGGCGAUGAUCCUGGACGAGAGGCCGGACAGCCAGGGCGCAGGCGAGAACAGCGCCCGGCUGCAGGUCUGUGGCUCCCCAGUGCGGGUGCAGGCGCAGCGUGGCCGGCUGCAGAGCCGCAGGGCCCGGAUCCACCAGCAGAUCAGCAAGGAGCUGCGGAUGAGGACGGGCGCCGAGAACCUCUACAGAGCCACCAGCAACAGCCGUGUCAGAGAGACGGUGGCCCUGGAGCUGCGCCACGUCAACGCCACCCUGCAGCUGCUGCAGGAGGAACUGGAGGAGCUGAGCAGCGCAGAGGCGGGCACGCUCCAGAGCCAGGGUGUCACCGUCCCCAUGAUCCCCCUGGGCCUGAAGGAGACCACGGAGCUGGACUGGUCCACACCCUUGAAGGAGCUGAUCUCCCAGCACUUUGGAGAGGAUGGCGCCUCUUAUGAGGAAGAGGUCAGGGAGCUGGAGCGCCUGCGGCAGGCCAUGCGGACCCCCAGCCGGAGCGAAAUGGGCCUGCAGCUGCUCACGGCCUACUACAACCAGCUCUGCUUCCUGGGAGCCCGCUUCUUUGCCCCCACUAGGAGCCCCACGCUGCUCUUCCACUGGUAUGACUCACUCACAGGAGUCCCGGCCCAGCAGCGGGCUCUGGCCUUCGAGAAGGGCAGUGUGCUCUUCAACAUGGGUGCCCUGCACACACAGAUCGGGGCACGCCAGGACCGCACCUGCGCCGAGGGUGCCAGCCGCGCUGCCAAGGCCUUCCAGAGGGCUGCCGGCACCUUCGGCCUUCUGAGGGAGAACUUCUGCCACGCGCCCAGUCCAGACAUGAGCGCCGCCUCCCUGGCUGCGCUGGAGCGCCUCAUGGCCGCACAGGCCCAGGAGUGCGUCUUUGAGGGCCUCUCGCUGGCAGAUCCUGCAGCCUCCCACGACUGCCUGGCUCAGCUGCGCCUGGCUCAGGAAGCCGCCCAGGUGGCAGCUGAGUACAGGCUCUCCAUGGCCCGGCCUCCCGUUCGCGACCAUGUGCCCGUGUCCUGGACCGCCCUGGUGCAUGUCAAGGCUCAGCAUUUCUGCGCCCUGGCCCACUACCACGCGGCCAUGGCCCUCUGCGACGGCUCCCCACUGGCCGAGGGGGAGCUCCCCAUGCACGAGCAGGUCUUCCUUCAGCCCCCGACCCUCGCCGAGCCGCGAGGACCCGCUAUCCCCCAGGGCACAGAGGAGGGCAAGGCCCACCUGAAGCACGCCAUUCUGGGGCAGGAGGAGGCACUGCGGCUGCACGCCACAUGCCGUGUCCCACGUGAGGUGGACCAGCUGCAAGCUGUGCUGGCCCAGGCGCUGCGGCACUCCCUGGCCAAGUACGCGGAGCUCGACCGCGAGGAUGACUUCUUCGAGGUCGCCGAGGCCCCCGACGUGCGGCCCAAGACCCACCAGAAGCCAGAGGCCAGGACCCCUGGCCUGUUGCGGAUGGAAGUGGCCGACAUCUUCCACCGGCUGGGGCCCCUGUCUGUGUUCUCAACCAAGAACCAGUGGCGUCUGGUGGGGCCCGUCCACGUGACCCGAGGAGAGGGCGGCUUUGGCUUCACCCUUCGGGGAGACUCACCCGUCCUCAUUGCUGCGGUCAUUCCUGGAGGCCGGGCUGCGGUGGCCGGCCUGAAGGAGGGCGACUACAUCGUGUCGGUGAACGGGCAGCCGUGCAAGUGGUGGAAGCACGCGGACGUGGUGGCGCAGCUGAAGGCCGUGGGCGAGGCGGGCGUGAGCCUGCAGGUGGUGUCGCUGCUGCCCGGCCCCGAGCUGCCCAGCACAGGGGACCGCCGGCCAGCCCUGCUGGGCCCAGGGGGCCUUCUGAGGAACCCCAGGGAAUGUGCCUGUGAGACACCGGCCCCUGCCCGGUCCGGCCCCCGGCACCUCCUCGGCUGGAACCUCAAGACCAAGCGGGGCGCAGCCAGGCCCUGAGCACCCAGCCUCGGCACAGCUGCCCCGUCCACCCCCACGACCAGCUGUGGGCCUCACGUCCCAGAUCUGGGCAGCUCAGUGGCUUUUGCUGGCCCCUUCCUGCCGCCCGCCCCACAGUCCAGUGGGACAAGGCUCUGCUCUCCGUCCAGCUUCCCGGCCCCCUUCCCCACUGCGGCCGGGCUGCCCAGGUCCCAGGCCCCUCUGGCAGGUCCCAGCCGGCUUCCCCAGACUCUCCUGCUGCCCGCUCUGCUCAGACCGGGACCCUCCUCUGCCCUCACCAUCCCUGCUCAGGCAGGCUGCCCCUCUGCCCCGACAGUGCCACACUGGCACCCAGGAGUGGGCUAUGUCCAGGCUGCAGAUGGAGACACACGUGGGUAGCUCUGUCCCUGAGUCCCCUGGGAGGGGUGGGCUCAGGACUUGGGCUCCCAAGGGAGGGAGGGAGAAGGGCGGCAGGGCCCAGGUCAGAGCAGUGCCAGGAGGAGCUAAGGUGAGGGCUUCUUGAUGAGGCUCCCAGCGACCACUAGGGGGCAGCUGCUGUCUACUCAAGUGGCCACUGGAGGCGGGUUUCCAGGCAGGAGCAGGGCUGGGGAGGGGCCGCAGCCUCCCUUGCAAUCUGAUAGCCCCAGCCAUUCACCCCGUCGGUUCCGGGUCCCUAGGUGGGAGUGGCCGCUCCGUGCUCAGGUGCUGCCCGGCUUCCUCCACUGCACAGGAGCAUGGUAGUCUUCGUGGGGUGCGGGUGUGGGGCACCGGGGAGGUCCGGGUUCAGUGAUGCAGCCCUCUGAAGUACAAGGGAAGGGCCAGGCCCGCCUGAGCCUGGGGUAGGGAUCCUGGUGUGUCCCCAACCCGCCCUGCCCUCCUGGGAGAGCCCCUGUCGCGGCAGGACGGCGAGGAGGUUGGCAGGUCACAGCAUUUAGCAAUUUGAUGAAUAAAGCCGCACACCAAGGA
This is a messenger RNA of Tupaia belangeri chinensis (Chinese tree shrew), 3041 nucleotides long. RefSeq names its product rhophilin Rho GTPase binding protein 1 (gene RHPN1). The record is from RefSeq and is a predicted model, not a curated record. The transcript has 15 exons. Gene Ontology annotation, molecular function: protein binding. The coding region runs from base 168 to 2096 and encodes 642 amino acids. NCBI's taxonomy places the organism in Eukaryota, Metazoa, Chordata, Mammalia, Scandentia, Tupaiidae. Gene Ontology annotation, biological process: negative regulation of stress fiber assembly; signal transduction.